This is a messenger RNA of Drosophila eugracilis, 1301 nucleotides long. It is a transcript of the gene nudC, whose product is annotated as nuclear migration protein nudC. The coding region runs from base 120 to 1118 and encodes 332 amino acids. The transcript has 5 exons. Gene Ontology annotation, biological process: protein folding. Lineage: Eukaryota; Metazoa; Arthropoda; Insecta; Diptera; Drosophilidae. The record is from RefSeq and is a predicted model, not a curated record. Gene Ontology annotation, cellular component: cytoplasm.
UAACAGGUCACACUGCUUGUACAUGUGCCGGGUCGUCAACUAAACUUCAGAUAAAAAACUCAAUCGAAGCGUCCAGAAAACAAACAAAUUCAAUUCUCCAACAGUACAAAUACUCUACAAUGUCUGCCGAGGAAGGAAAGUUUGACAAUAUCCUGCUGGCCGUGGCCGAAAAGCACCGCGGAGGAGUGCCUGAGUUCCUUGGCACUUUGGCCAGCUUUCUGCGCCGCAAGACCGACUUCUUUACGGGUGCACAGCAGGCGGAAUGGGAGAAGCUUCUGCUGGAUGUCUUUAAGAAAGAGUCCAAGCUGGCCAUGAAUGAGCACAGCGAAAAAAUGAAGACCCGCGAAGCUGCCCAAAAACAAAAAGAGGAAAAGGAGCGCGCUGAAAGGGAGGCUCGCAAGAAGGAGAUCGACGAUAACAAAAUAUGUGAUAUCACCGAUGAGGAGGCGGCGGCCAUCAUCAAGGAGGAGGAGAACAAAAAACGUCAGCAGCUGCUGGAUGGCGCUGGUGCGGAGCCAACUGCCCCUAUUCGCGAUGACCUCUCCAAGCCCAUCGAGGAAGUUGACAAUGACACAGAAAAGAGCGAGUUGGGCAAGCUGAUGCCGAAUUUAGGCAAUGGUUGCACCUUAGACAAGUACAACUGGACACAAACUCUGCAGGAGGUGGAGCUGAAGAUUCCCUUCAACGUGUCAUUCGCUCUACGUGCCCGUGAUCUGGUGGUCAAUAUUGGUAAGAAGACGCUGAAGGUGGGCAUCAAAGGUCAAGAGCCCAUCAUCGAUGGCGAACUAUGCGCCGAGGUGAAGCAGGAGGAGUCCGUGUGGGUGUUGCAAGACAGUAAAACCGUGAUGAUCACACUGGAUAAGAUCAACAAGAUGAACUGGUGGAGUCGCUUGGUGACCACGGAUCCAGAGAUCUCAACACGCAAGAUCAAUCCAGAGUCGUCGAAGCUUUCGGAUCUGGAUGGGGAGACGCGCAGCAUGGUGGAGAAGAUGAUGUUCGAUCAGCGACAGAAGGAGAUGGGUCUGCCCACCAGUGAGGAUCGCAAAAAGCAGGACAUACUUGAGAAAUUCAAGCAACAGCAUCCGGAGAUGGACUUCUCGAAGUGCAAGUUUAAUUAGCUCAACAUUCUCAGGCUUAACUUGAUAUAACUUUCGCUUUCGCACUCUUCUCAAUAUCUUCACAUUCGAAAUGUGAAUUCUUCUUCAUCUUUCCAAUCACAAACAACCAACUAAUGCAAGAAAAAUAAAAAUAAUUUGUAUAACGUACAACAUUUAAAACCAGAAAAAACCCCAGCAUUUUAA